AUGUCAGGCUGGAUGUCAUGGUUUGCGGGAAAGAAGGACACUCGAGAAGGAGCGAGAGAUGCUAUCGUUGGAUUGCGUCAACAACUGUUGAUGCUUGAGAAGAAAGAAGAACAUCUGAAUAAGAAAAUCGAGGAGGAAAUGAAGAAAGCAAAAGCUAAUGCAACAAGCAAUAAACGAUUGGCUAUGGCUGCUUUGAGACAGAAAAAAGCACAUGAGAAUGAACUUGAUAGAAUCGCUGGAACGAGAUUGACAUUAGAGACUCAAGUCAAUGCUAUAGAAUCAGCCAACUUGAAUGCUGAGACUAUGGUAGCUAUGAAGAAAGGUGCGGACGCACUCAAAGGUAUUCAUAGUAACCUCACCGCUGAAGGAGUCGAUGCUACCAUGGAUAAGAUUAGAGAGCAAAUGGAUCUUACGAAUGAAAUAUCAGAUGCCAUUUCAAACCCUGUAGGAAUGGGUAUCGUACUUGAUGAAGACGAUCUCAAAGAAGAACUUGAUGCUUUGGAGCAAGAACAAUUGGAUGAUCGACUCGCUGGCGCCGAUAGAGUACCAAGUCAUAUUCCAGCAUCACCAGUUGGGCAAACCGCAGGACGAGUCACUGCUCAAGCUCAAGCUGAAGAAGACGAUGAAGAAGCUCAAUUACGUCAAUUACAAGCUGAAUUAGCUAUGUAA
This is a messenger RNA of Kwoniella shivajii, 669 nucleotides long. Its product is annotated as vacuolar-sorting protein SNF7. The transcript is spliced from 6 exons. Gene Ontology annotation, biological process: vesicle budding from membrane; late endosome to vacuole transport via multivesicular body sorting pathway. Gene Ontology annotation, cellular component: ESCRT III complex; multivesicular body; cytoplasmic side of plasma membrane. The coding region runs from base 1 to 669 and encodes 222 amino acids. NCBI's taxonomy places the organism in Eukaryota, Fungi, Basidiomycota, Tremellomycetes, Tremellales, Cryptococcaceae. The record is from RefSeq and is a predicted model, not a curated record.